AUGCUUGCGUACGGACGGUCCCAGCGCACACUUCGCUUCUCCCACCAAGACGAGUUGACCCUCGACCCUCUAGCGGAAAUCCAAGAGCAGCUGCCCAUAGGGCCAUCCGAAUCGGGGAAGCUCGUGGGCGUAAACCUCGAGCUUCCCGCCGGGGGGGACAACGAAACAACCCCGUGUUCCAUGGAAGCAAAAGGAACGAAGACCACCACGCGGCACAACCUGGCCGCCACCCCGAACCCUUCACAGCUCUUCGAAGCAGAUUUAGGCGGCAAUACCCGUGGAAUAGCCACAGGCAUGGAAUCUACCGGCGACAGGGGCGGAGGCGGCAUCUAUGGCGGAGAGCCCGUGAUGGCGAGAAAGCGGUUCCGACUGGAAAUGGACCUCGGGUCCGACUCGGAUAGCUCUACCGAACAAGACGUUUUGCCCCGUAGAGGUCGUUGCGGUCACGAUCCCGUUCAAAGUAACCGCAGUGCACCAAAACUCAGACAUCAAGUCUCGCCGGCCACUGGACAGCGGCAACACCAACAGCGCGGUGGCAUGACGAACAGAUACCGGCAGAUAGCUCAAGGCCAUGAUGACGACUCUGACACCGCAUUUCGAUCGUCGGAUUUUAGGACUGGGGAAAACGGCGGUGCCAAGGGGCGGUGGCAAAGGGAGGAUGGCAGAGACGCUGGGCGGGGGUGGGGACGGGGAGGGCCGUACCUGGACGAUGCUCGAAAAAUGAUCUGUUCCCAGCCCAAGUUUGUGACGCCAGACCACGCAGAGCCGAUGCAGCCACCGCGACUGUCCGUGCCACCUCCUAUUUCAAACACCCGGCCGCAUAUCGCGGUGCAGAACCCCUACAAGCCUUCGGCGCAAGUCACUCCCGACAGUCAUUACCAAACAAGAUGGGGCACUGCCGAACCCGCUCGGUCUUCGGGAAGUCGGAGUUCACGCUCUUUCUCCCCGGGUGGAGCGUCGGCUGCAAGGAGCGCAGGUGCUUCUGCACAAGAGGCGGGCGGAGGCGAUGGCUACGGCAGCUUGCAUGGCGCCGGCAUGGAUAGAAGCAGCGCCCUGAGGAAGAUGCCCUCGCUUGUUGGAGUGAAGGAUGUCUACCCUCCGGAGCUCAGCAGAAUUUGGCCUUUCCAAAACUUCAACGCCAUCCAAAGCGCACUGUUCCAGACGGCUGCCGAGAGCGACAAGAACGUGGUCGUCUCGGCGCCGACGGGUUGCGGCAAGGCCCUCUGUCAGCAAACGUUGGACGACUGGACCGCCAAGUUCUCACCACUGGGAAUACGACUAGCCGAGCUCACCAGCGAUUCCACCUCCGGUCCCUCCAAGGGCUCGGUGUCCCUCCGAGACCUGGCGUCGGCGGACGUUAUCCUCACCACGCCGGAAAAGUGGGACAGCAUCACCAGACGUUGGAAGGAGCACGCGUUCUUGGUGUGUACCGUUCUGCAAAACAUUGAAUAUGAAAUCGAGUUCAUUAAUAUUCUCCACGGCUACAUUGGGAGCUGCGCCUGUACAUACUGCGUGAAUGACGUGGUCUCCAUGGGCCUUCCCGCGUCGCGGAUGCGCUUCAUUGCGCUGUCUGCGACGCUUCCCAACGCCGACGAUUUCGGUUCAUUCCUUGGAGCUGAGGUGUUCCGGUUUGGAGAUGAGUUCAGGCCGGUCCCUCUCCAGGUGGUCAUGCAGUACCUAGCGACUGCAGCGAACACGGCCGAGGACCCGCAGUUGGCCAAACUAAUGAUCAGGGGCGUGGCGAUCCACAACUCGGGACUUUCUCCCCGCGACCGCGGGCUUGUGGAAAGGGCGUUCCUGUCCGGCAGGUUGUACGGAUGGUUGGGAUGA
Ectocarpus sp. CCAP 1310/34 is the source of this 1830-nucleotide messenger RNA. Lineage: Eukaryota; Phaeophyceae; Ectocarpales; Ectocarpaceae. The record is from the annotation of a GenBank genome assembly.